Messenger RNA from Zasmidium cellare ATCC 36951, 3123 nucleotides. RefSeq lists its product as uncharacterized. Bases 1 to 3123 code for a protein of 1040 amino acids. Gene Ontology annotation, biological process: rRNA processing. The transcript has a single exon. Gene Ontology annotation, cellular component: Pwp2p-containing subcomplex of 90S preribosome; small-subunit processome. The record is from RefSeq and is a predicted model, not a curated record. Lineage: Eukaryota; Fungi; Ascomycota; Dothideomycetes; Mycosphaerellales; Mycosphaerellaceae. Gene Ontology annotation, molecular function: protein binding.
AUGGACGUCGACGGCGCAGAUGGGCGCAUUACGAAGAGGCAGAAGCUGAGCAACGGUCUGGCCAAACAACAGCACACUCCUGGCACUUCUCGACUGUUUGCGCCGUACCGAACUGUGGGCUUGGUGUCUCCAACCGCAGUCCCAUUCACGAGUGUGCCCUUGGGGAACUCGACAUUCCAGAUCACCACCUCCAUCGGACGAAGCCUUCAGACGUACGACCUGCGACGAGGCCUGAACCUGGUCUUCAUCACCAGGCCUCAGACUCCAGAGAACAUCACCGCGACAGCAGCAUGGAAGGACAAGAUCUUCGCCGCGUGGGGAGGAGAUGAAACAGCGUCGGAGAGAGGUGUUUGGCUCUUCAAGAGAGGGAAGAAAGAGGCGGAGUUGGAGUUUCCAGCAGACUGUGAAGAGAAUGUGAAGGCUUUCUGCAUAUUUGGCUGCUGGGUGGUAGGCGUUUGCGACACGCAGCUACUGGUCUGGAAGAGCACAAAUCUCGAGCUUUAUACCUCUCUUCGAGGCAUCUCGCCAGUUCCGUUUGCCGACUGCAUCUCCACCCUGCCAACAUUCUUGAACAAGAUCUUGGUAGGUAGACAGGAUGGCAGCGCUGAGAUCUGGAACGUCUCAAGCGGGAAGUUGGUGUACACUAUUCUUCCUCCAUCGACAGCAUACGGUUCAGUCACUUGCAUCGAGCCCACCCCGGCGCUAUCCCUGGUAGCUAUCGCUUAUGAGAAGGGACCGCUACUUAUUCACGAUGUUCGAGCCGAUCAGACCAUUAUGCAUCUCAACAAUACUGCGGGUGUUGCUGUUACUUCUAUUUCUUUCCGGACCGACGGCCUGGGUGCGGGCGAAGACGGCAAGAAAGCAGGAGUCAUGAUUACUUCAUCAACAGCUACGGGAGACAUCACACUUUGGGACCUGAACGAUGGUGGACGGAAAUCCGGAGUGCUUAGAGCUGCUCAUGCUCAUCCUUCCCCAAAGGCAGCUGGUGGUACCAGCAAAGUGGAGUUUCUUCCCGGACAAGCGAUCAUCGUGAGCAGUGGCUUGGACAACAGCCUGAGGACGUGGAUCGUUGACGAGACGCCGUUCAGCCCAAUCCCUCGGCCUCUUCACGCUAGAGCGGGUCAUGGAGCGCCCGUCAAUAAACUGCUCUUCCUCCCUACAGCUUCUGACGGCUCAGAAGACGACGGCAAGUGGCUCAUGUCUGGCAGCAAUGACAGAAGUCUGUGGGGUUGGUCCCUCCGCAGAGACGGGCAAUCCACUGAGCUGAGCCAAGGUGCUGUGCAGAAGAAGGCGAAGAAGCAAGGCCUACUGUCGGGUGACCGCGAUGCAUUUGAUGAACUCAAAUGCCCUCCAAUCACCAGCAUCGCCUGCAGCCUGAACCGCGAUGGUGGCAUUGGAGCACUACCAGGCAAACACCCCAUAUGGCAGCCAGCUGGCAAGGGCAAACAGACGAGUGCCGAAGUCAGUGCAAUGACUGGUUGGGAGAGCGUCUUGACAGCGCACGAGAAUGAUAAAAAGGCACGCACGUGGUUCUGGGGGCGCAAGCGUGCUGGCAGAUGGGCUUUUGACACUGGAGAUGGCGCGAACGUGACUGCUGUAGCCAUGUCGCCCUGUGGGACAUUUGGUGUCGUCGGUUCUGAAAAAGGCGGCAUUGACAUGUACAACAUGCAAUCCGGCAUCCAUCGACAGCGGUUCCCGGCUCGACUCACCCCAAUGCAAGCGAAGCAGCUGAGGCUAGACGUUGAGCGACAUGGAUUAGUGGAAGAGGAUGACGGAAAGAAGAAGUUCUACCGUGGCCAAGGCAAGCACACCGCUGCCAUUGUAGGCCUUGCCGUCGACAGCCUGAAUAAAACCGUCGUCUCCGCAGGUGCCGACGGCAGGGUCAAGUUCUGGAAUUUCAGCAACGGACUGCUCAGAGACCAACUGGACUGGUCGCACUCGACAGGUGUAACAGCGAUGCGUUUUCAUCGAAGCUCCGACCUCGCGGCAUUCUCUUGCGCGGACGGAUGCAUUCGUGUCGUGGACAUCGUGACGCAGAAACUCAUUCGAGAACUGUGGCCAUCAAGAACGCCAGUCCGGGAACUUCGUGGCCUGAGGAUUUCUGACUUCACCUCCUCAGACGAUGGCCGUUGGGUGGCAGCUUGCGCCGGACAACUUGUUUUCCUCUGGGAUCUUCCGACAGGACAUCUUGUAGACGCAUUCAAGCUGAAGGCAGACUGUACAACGUUGGCCUUCUCACCGACUGGCGAAUUUCUAGCCACUGCCACAACCGACAGCGUUGGCGUCGACAUCUGGACUAACCGCAGCCUGUUCACACAUAUCUCGACAAGGCACCUAGGCCAAAAGGAAUUGCUAUCGAUUGUCCACUCGACCACAUCACAAGCACCUACAGCCUCUGGAGAAGGUGGCCACAACCUCAUCGCAGAGACCGCAGAUGCUGACUCGGAUGACGAACUUGAAGACGGAGCAAUCGAUCUGCCUGAUACUGACGUCGACCAAAUCAGCUCUGAUCUAGUAUCCCUCUCCCUCGUCCCUCGCUCUCGCUGGCAAAACCUCCUGCAUCUGGACCUUAUCCGCCAGCGGAACAAACCCAUCGAACCACCCAAGAAACCCGAAAAAGCCCCCUUCUUCCUCCCCUCCCUCCAAGACCCGCAACAACAACAAAAGACCAUCACAGCAGAAAAUCCCGCCUCAGAACUCGACAACGAACGCACCCGCGUCCAAAAACUCAACCAAGCCCGCACCCACCAAUCCCCCUUCUCCACCCUCCUCGAAACCUCCUCCCAAUCCCACGACUACACCCCGAUCAUAACGCACCUCAAAUCCCUGCCCCCAGCCACCGCAGACAUCGAGAUCCGCUCCCUCGACCUCGAAGACGAAGAACACGAGAGGUUCGUAGACGCGCUGACGUGGUGCUUGAAUGAGAAGAGGGAUUUCGAGCUCGUGCAGGCGUGGAUGGCGGUGUUCUUGCGCGUGCAUGGGGAUGUGGUGGGGAGUGAUGCGGGGACGAGGGAUGCGGUGGAGAAUUUUGGACGGACGUUGGAGGGGGAGAGGAGGCGGGUGGAGAGGUUGAGUGGGUAUGUGGGUGGGUUCGUGGGGUAUCUUAGGGCGGCGAGGGUGUAG